AUGUCGGCCUCCAAUGUGUUGAAAAAGACAUUCCCUCAGGUCGAUGCUGAAGGUCACGACCUGCCCCCUUCCCCUGCUCCGUCGAGCCCUCAUGGGACCAGACGCUACAAUAUUGCGACAGAGCUCGUCUAUACAGAGAGCAAUGACCAGUACAAUGCCAGCAGUGUCCCGAUCUACCAGAGCGCAACCUUCAAGCAGUCAUCACACGAGGGAGGAGGAGAGUAUGACUACACCCGGUCGGGCAAUCCAACUCGCACACAUCUCGAACGACACCUAGCCAAGGUCAUGUCGGCGCAGCGCGCCCUCGUCGUAUCCUCCGGAAUGGCAGCUUUGGAUGUGAUUACUCGUCUUCUCCGGCCCGGUGAUGAGGUUGUCACUGGUGAUGACCUGUAUGGCGGAACUAACCGACUCCUCAAAUACCUCUCGACCAACGGUGGCAUUAUCGUUCACCACGUUGACACGACUAACCCCGAGAAGGUGAAGGAAGUUCUGUCUGAAAAGACCGCCAUGGUGCUCCUGGAGACGCCGACAAACCCGCUCAUCAAGAUCGUUGAUAUCCCUACAAUUGCUACUGCGUCGCACGAAGCCAACCCCGGGGCUCUGGUUAUCGUGGAUAACACCAUGAUGUCCCCGCUUCUGCUCAACCCUCUCGAUCUCGGUGCGGAUAUCGUUUAUGAGAGUGGAACAAAGUAUCUGUCCGGCCACCACGACCUCAUGGCUGGAGUCAUUGCAGUCAACGACGCCAGCCUCGGCGAGCGGCUCUUCUUCCCCAUCAAUGCGUCCGGCUGUGGUCUAUCGCCAUUCGACUCAUGGCUGCUCAUGCGCGGAGUCAAAACACUCAAGGUCCGCAUGGACCAGCAGCAAUCAAACACACAGCGAAUUGCAGAGUUUCUGGAAUCGCACGGAUUCAAGGUCCGCUACCCCGGACUGCGGUCACACCCUCAAUAUGACCUCCACCACUCCAUGUCCCGGGGAUCUGGGGCCGUGCUCUCGUUUGAGACUGGUGAUGUCUCGGUCAGUGAGCGCAUUGUUGCGAACGCGAAGCUGUGGGCUAUUAGCGUUAGUUUUGGCUGUGUCAACAGCUUGAUCAGCUUGCCUUGCCGGAUGAGCCAUGCCAGUAUCGAUGCCAAAACGCGAGCGGAGCGCGCGAUGCCCGAGGAUUUAAUCCGGCUGUGCGUUGGUAUUGAAGACGUAGAUGAUCUCAUUGAUGACCUGCAGCGAGCGCUGGUGCAAGCGGGCGCUGUUAACGUCACUCUCGAUGGCAUUGAAGCGAACACGCCACAGGCGGCGUCUGCAUAG
Aspergillus puulaauensis is the source of this 1299-nucleotide messenger RNA. RefSeq names its product cystathionine beta-lyase STR3 (gene STR3). The coding region runs from base 1 to 1299 and encodes 432 amino acids. The transcript has 3 exons. Lineage: Eukaryota; Fungi; Ascomycota; Eurotiomycetes; Eurotiales; Aspergillaceae. Gene Ontology annotation, biological process: transsulfuration; 'de novo' L-methionine biosynthetic process. Gene Ontology annotation, cellular component: cytoplasm. The record is from RefSeq and is a predicted model, not a curated record. Gene Ontology annotation, molecular function: pyridoxal phosphate binding.